UGGAGGAUCAAACACUACUCCUCGCAUUCAAACCCUUGUUCAUCUCUAGAAAAUUUUCAAGAGUCCAACGUUCUGAUUGGUAAACCCUAGAAAUUCUAAUUCCCAUUCAAAAUCAGACCCCAAAAUCCCUCUCAACUCUGAAUUUUUUUCUUCACUUUUACCCUAUAAAUACAUACCCCAUACCUUGCCCUAUUCAACCUCAAAAACAUCCAAAAUAAUAAAUAAAAAAACAUAAAUACUCAUACUACACAAAAAAAAAAAAACAAAGGAAAAACAAAGUAACAGCUGUCUGUUUUUGGGCCAUGCAACGUCGACCAUCCGCCGCAGCCGCGAGGAUCAACAGCAUUUCCCGCCAGAUCAUAGGUACCAGCGGCGGACGGCCGGGACCCCAAGCGCCUCCGUGCGACGUGUUCAUCAACCACCGCGGGAUCGACACGAAGAGGAACGUGUCGGGGCUGCUGUACCACCACCUCCGCGGGCUCCGCCUCCGCCCUUUCUUGGACAGCAAGAGUAUGAAACCGGGGGAUAGGCUGUUCGACAGGAUUGAGGUGGCGAUUCGGGAAUGUAAGGUGGGAGUCGCCGUCUUCUCUCCCAUGUACUGCGAUUCCUACUUCUGUUUGCACGAGCUGAGGCUCUUGAUGGAGACCAGCAAGAAGAUCGUCCCCAUCUUUUGCGACGUUAAACCGUCGGAGCUUCGAGUCAAGGACGACGGGUCUCGCCCGGCUACGGACCUCGAAAAGUUCCGGUGGGCCCUGGAAGAGGCAAAGUAUACGGUUGGAAUAACGUUUGACACCUUAAGAGGGGAUUGGCCGGAAUUUCUUGAAAGCGCGACGGAUGCAGUGAUCAAGAACUUGAUUGAAGUGGAAGAGGAAGGACUAAGGAGGAAGCAAAAAUUGGCGCAUGCAUCCUUGUCGUCCUGAGAUUCUUUCUUCAAAUUCUUUCAUUCUUUUUUUUUUUCUUAAUUUUCUUUCAAAAUUAGAUUAAUAUUCCUCCGUUUUUAUUGAAGUAAUUUACAUUAGCCAACACAUUCAUUAUUCUUUCUUAGCAAUUUCAAGAAUAUGUAAUUGUUCUUGGAGGGGAAAAAAAUAAGCUUGUAAAGUUGUAAUCAAUGGAUCUAACCAUUGUACUUCAAGUGGAUAUAUGCAUGAGUUUGUUGUAGUAAUUCCUCUAUU
Molecule: messenger RNA, 1172 nt
Organism: Sesamum indicum (sesame)
Lineage: Eukaryota; Viridiplantae; Streptophyta; Magnoliopsida; Lamiales; Pedaliaceae
Product: putative 2' cyclic ADP-D-ribose synthase BdTIR
Biological process (GO): signal transduction
Source: RefSeq, a predicted model, not a curated record